CACUCCACCCAGAAUAUGCCUAGUGGCAUCAUUCCAUCAUCAACCAAAUAUCGCUCCAUUUUUAACCAUCUAAACAAGCCCCCCUCCCAUUUUCCCCCCCACCCCUCCCCUCCACUCUCUUUGCUUUCUCUCUCUAAAACUUUCUCUCUCUUCGGAGAGAAAUCAAUUUUCCAGCUGGGCUCUGUUUUCUUUUUCUUCCAUUGCCCCUGGAUUCUUGGUUUCCCCCUUUGUCUGCAUUUCAGAAUCCCUAUAUCCAUAUAUUUAUAUAUCAAGAUGAAGGUGGCUACUCCGAGGGAUUCUAUAAACAGGGUGUUUGAAAGAGUUGGGUUUGGCGGUGGUGGGACCACCACCACCACCCAGAAAAGGUGCAAGUACGCCAUUGAAGAUGAAGAACACAUGGAAUUGGAGCAAAUCGGUGCAGAGAGAACAAAAAAUGUUCUGAUUCUGAUGAGCGAUACCGGCGGCGGCCACCGCGCCUCCGCUGAGGCCAUCAGAGAUGCUUUCCAGAUCGAAUAUGGCGACGAAUACAGAAUUUUCGUAAAAGAUGUGUGGAAAGAAUACACCGGUUGGCCGUUGAACGACAUGGAAGGACAAUAUAAAUUCAUGGUAAAACACGUCCAACUUUGGAAAGUUGCGUUUCACGGGACUUCUCCUCGUUGGAUACACUCCGCUUAUCUUGCUGCAAUUGCUGCCUUUUACGCCAAGGAGGUGGAGGCGGGAUUAAUGGAGUACAAGCCCGAUAUAAUCAUCAGCGUACAUCCGCUCAUGCAACAUAUUCCUCUGUGGGUGCUCAAAUGGCAAGGCUUACAGAAGAAAGUCAUUUUUGUGACUGUCAUAACCGACCUCAAUACUUGCCACCGCACGUGGUUUCAUCCAAACGUGAAUCGGCUGUAUUGCCCUUCGGAGGAGGUAGCUAAGAGAGCUUUAUUCGACGGCCUUGAAGAAUCUCAAAUUCGCGUAUUUGGAUUGCCUAUUCGCCCCACCUUCUGUCGAGCAAUUAUAUCAAAGGAUGAUUUGAGGGUGGAGCUUGAGAUGGACGCGGAAUUGCCAGCUGUCCUUUUAAUGGGAGGGGGCGAGGGGAUGGGCCCCGUCAAGAAAACGGCAAAGGCUCUUGGAGAGUUUUUGUUCGAUAAAGAACUCGAGAAGCCGAUUGGACAGCUGGUGAUUAUUUGCGGGCGUAAUGCAGAGCUGGCUGCCACAUUGCAGUCUCUCGAUUGGAAAAUUCCGGUUAAGGUUAGAGGAUUCGAGAAGCAGAUGCAGAAAUGGAUGGGGGCUUGUGACUGCAUUAUUACUAAAGCUGGGCCGGGUACCAUUGCAGAGGCAUUGAUAAGAGGCCUUCCGAUUAUUCUCAACGAUUAUAUUCCUGGCCAAGAGAAAGGAAAUGUUCCGUACGUAGUGGACAAUGGGGCGGGGGUAUUUACGAGAAGCCCUAAAGAAACAGCGAGAAUUGUGGCUGACUGGUUCAGCACGAAAACGGAGGAGCGAAUGAGAAUGUCGGAGAAUGCGUUGAAACUAGCUCAACCAGAUGCCGUUUUCGAUAUUGUGAAGGACAUUCACGAGCUCGCGUGCCAACGGGGCCCGUUAUCGAACAUACCCUACAUGCUUACUUCGUCGUUUUCGAGUUUAAUAUACUAGAAAAAGAGAAACAUUUUACAUUCUUCUUCUUCUUCUUUAACUUUGUCCUUUUUCUUUUUUCUUGAAUAUAUAGAAAGAAAUGAUGUAGGUUUGCGUGUAGUAUCGUUGGUUAAUCUUGAUCGUGUAGAAAUCGAUUUUCUUCUUUUUUUUUUUUUUUAAAAUUUAGGGUGUUGGGGUAGAUAUUGUUGUGUGUUUGUUGUAUUCUUUUAGGUUAAGUUUACGAGUUAUCGUUUUGUUUUGAAUGGUAAAGAUGUACUCGGUGUAUUUUAUUCGGUGCAUCGUAAUAAACCGAAUAUAAAUGGAUGGUGAUGAAAAUUUACUUGCUUUCUUUUGAAGUGAA
This is a messenger RNA of Erythranthe guttata (spotted monkey flower), 1975 nucleotides long. It is a transcript of the gene MGD2, whose product is annotated as monogalactosyldiacylglycerol synthase 2. Gene Ontology annotation, molecular function: hexosyltransferase activity. The record is from RefSeq and is a predicted model, not a curated record. Gene Ontology annotation, biological process: glycolipid biosynthetic process. Lineage: Eukaryota; Viridiplantae; Streptophyta; Magnoliopsida; Lamiales; Phrymaceae.